Messenger RNA from Miscanthus lutarioriparius, 1683 nucleotides. Lineage: Eukaryota; Viridiplantae; Streptophyta; Magnoliopsida; Poales; Poaceae. The record is from the annotation of a GenBank genome assembly.
AUGGGCAGCGGCGCGUCGCGGCUGCUCACCGCGUGCGCGUGCUCGCGGCCGGCGCCGGCGCCCGCGGACGACGGGCCGUGCCUGGACGACGCGCUCGGCCACUCCUUCUGCUACGCCGCCAGCUCCGCCACCGCCGCGGGCCACUCGUCCUCCUUCCGCCACGCGAUCUCCGGCGCCGCGCUCUCCGCCAACUCCUCCGUGCCCGUGCCGAUCUACCACUCCUCCGUCGCCGGCGGCAUGCCGCCGCCGCAGUACUCCUCCGCGUUCCACACUUCCUCGUCCUUCUCCUCCGCGCCGCUGCAGCUCUCCAACCUCUCCUCGGGUCCGCUCUUCCUCUCCGGGCCCAUCGACCGCGGCGCCCAGCUCUCCGGCCCGCUCGACCAGGCCGUGCCCCUCUCCGGCCCGCUCCCCGCCAAGCCCACCAAGCCCGCUCCCUCCCUGCGGCGGAGCGUCUCGGAGAAGAACCGCCCAUGCGUCGUGCCGCUCCGCCGGGAGGACGGCGUGCAGUGGGCGCACGGCCGCGCCGGGGAGGACAGGGUUCACGUGGUUGUCUCCGAGGACCAGCGUUGGCUUUUCGUCGGCAUCUAUGACGGCUUCAACGGUCCUGAGGCCCCGGACUUCCUGGUCGCUAAUCUCUACCGCUUCCUGCUGCGCGAGCUCCGUGGAUCUUCUACGAAGAGGCCGACCCGGACUCCAAGCGACUCUGGCAAUUCCUGGUGGAUGGCGACGACGAGGACAGCGAACUCGACUUCUCGGGCUCCGGCCGGUUCGCGCUAUCGCUUCUCAAGGAGCAGCGGCAUCCCUUGUGGGCCCACGCCGCGCUGCCGCUGGCGAUGGGACGACGACGUAUAUGUAAUGAACCUUGGGGAUAGCCGUUCCAUUGUGGCGCAGCGACGAGACGACGACGACUGCUUGAUUGGAAGCAUGCGGGUGGAGGGCAUUGGUGUGGGCUUGGAGACCGAGUCAAGGAUCCCUGGGUAUUCUGCAAUUGGGCUUGAGGCAUUGCAGCUGUCGACUGAUCAUAGCACGAGCAUUGAAGAGGAAGUGCAGAGGAUCAGACGCGAACAUCCGGAUGAUGAUCAGUGUAUUGUUAAUGAUAGAGUAAAGGGUCGUUUAAAAGUUACCCGUGCAUUUGGUGCUGGGUAUCUCAAACAGGCAAAAUUGAAUGAUGGGUUGCUAGAGAUGUUUCGCAAUGAGUAUAUAGGUGAUACACCAUAUAUAUCAUGCGCACCUUCUCUUUGCCAUCAUAAGCUCUCCACCAGGGAUCAAUUUCUUGUUCUUUCGUCUGAUGGCUUAUAUCAGUACCUAAGCAAUGAGGAGGUAGUUCUACAUGUUGAGAAUUUUAUGGAGCGGUUUCCAGAGGGUGAUCCUGCACAGAGUUUAAUUGAAGAGCUACUCUCCCGUGCUGCAAAGAAAGCUGUUUUGGUGGUUACAAAGCUUUUAGAGCAGACUCUACAGGACUACAGCUACAGUGACAGCCUGAGAUCAAUUAGAGAUUCUUCAAGAAGUCUCUUCCGUGAGCAAUAUGCCAGUACUAACCUGGAGUUUGCCUUUUCAGGCAUGGACUUUUAUGAGCUAUUAGAUAUACCUCAAGGGGAUCGCAGAAAAUACCAUGAUGAUGUCACCAUUAUGGUCAUUUCUCUCGAAGGGAGAAUAUGGAAAUCCUCUGGAACAUAUGUGUGA